Labrus bergylta (ballan wrasse) is the source of this 992-nucleotide messenger RNA. NCBI's taxonomy places the organism in Eukaryota, Metazoa, Chordata, Actinopteri, Labriformes, Labridae. The record is from RefSeq and is a predicted model, not a curated record.
AUGUACAGACCAGCAGGUGUCGCCGUCAGUGAGCGCUGGCUGUGUCUGCCUGAUGAGGUGUGGCUGUCCGUCCUGUCUCUGCUGCCGCUCACAGAUCUGUGCAGAGCGAUGCAGGUGUGCAGACGUCUGCACUCACUGGCUGCAGAUCACACCCUCUGGAGAGACGUGAGAGUGGAAAACUCCACCCUGACACAGCGUUGGUUCCUCUGCGUGGGCGGACGUCGCCCUCGCAGCCUGAGUCUGUACAGCUGCAGUGGACCCUCACUCUCCUCCUGGGGGCUGGCCAAGUUCUUCACUCUGUGCAGAAACUCUCUGGAGGAACUCCAGGUCACAAGUUGCACAGGUCCUGGUCUCCAUGGUGACCGGAUGCUGCCUCUGAUUGGCCAGCUGUGUGAUCAUGUGACCAGUGUGGAUGUGAGCUGGAGUGGAGCGACAGACGCAGGAGUGAAAGCUCUGAGUGACUGCUGUCCAGGGCUGAGACUAAAAUCUGUCGUCCUGAACGGCUGUCAGCUCACUGAUGACCCACUCGUCAAACUCGUCAUGAGGCACAAAGAAAGUCUUCGCAGAGUGGAGGUGUUUGGCUGUCAGUUCCUCUCUCCGUCCUGUCUACAAACUGUUUUUAAGACGUGUGCCGGCCUCCAGCACCUCAACAUCGGUCAAGUGCCUCGAGUAAACACAGACUGUCUCACAGUGAUGACAUCACAGCUCAGCGGUCUCAUUUCACUAAAUCUGACUGGACUACAGGCGGUUUCUGAUGUUGCCGUGGAGUCUUUGCUUCAGAGCUGUGUAAAACUUCAGAGUCUGACUCUCAGCUCCUGUCCUGCAGUCACAGACCUGACACUACUCAACAUCAGCAAAUACACACCUUGUAUCAGGGACCUGGAUGUGAGCGGCUGUAAGGCAGUAACAGAUGCCGGUGUGGAGUCUCUGGCUCUGGGAUGUAGACGACUUCAGCAGCUGGAUCUCAGCUCCACCUGCACAGGAAACAGAGG